AUGUUUAUAGAUAACAAGAACCUCCAUUACAACAUGUCACACAUUGACUUUAUGGUUAAAAACGGAAGAAUAAUCGAUCCCGCGAAUGGAUUGGACACAGUAGCUGAUAUUGCUGUCAAUAAUGGAACCAUCCUGUCGAUUGGCAAUAAUGCACAUUUUCUGGCGAAAGAGACUUUCGAUGCUGGUGGUUGCUUAGUAACGCCUGGUCUGAUUGAUUGCCAUGUUCACUGUUACCAGUAUGCUACACCAUUGGGGAUCAACCCCGAUGAGCAUUGUCUUUCGCGUGGGGUUACGACUGUUAUUGAUGCCGGGAGUGCAGGAUCUUCGACAUUCCAGGGACUACGAAAAUAUGUUAUAGAGAAAUGUAAAACACGUGUUCUGUCCUUUUUACACAUAGCACAGCAUGGACUGGCAGCAGCAGGGUGUGCCUCUGGAGCGCCUGGGGGAGAACUAGAUUCACUCAAUGCUGUAUCGGUUGAAGAAUGUACUAAAUGUGUAAUGGAGAAUCGAGAUGUCGUCGUUGGAAUCAAAAUUCGUUUAUCGGAUUCGAUUGCUGAUGGUGGUAAAAACGAAAUGGAAGCUUACAGACGGGCUAUACGUGCCUCGGAGAAAGCAGGAGUCCCUCUAAUGGUUCACCAUUCUAUGUCUGUUGUGCAAACACAAGUUGAUAAUGGUAGCGAAUUAGGAUGCCCCCGCGACCUGAGAGCAGGUGAUCUCUAUACCCACACGUUUCAUCCAUAUAGAUCAUGUAUCUUAGACCCAAGUACCAGGACUAUUCACCAAGAUGUCCUCAACGCGAGAGAGAAGAGAGUGCUAUUUGACGUUGGCCACGGGCAAGGCUCAUUUGGGUGGACAGUGGCGGAAAUAUGCGCGCAAUGCAACUUUUAUCCAGACACCAUUAGUACCGACCUUCACACCGGGAAUCAUGUUGGGCCCGCAUACGAUCUUCCUACAGUAAUGUCAAAGUUUUUACACCUUGGCAUGCCUCUUACCGAAGUCAUUCGUGCUGUGACGUCAACUCCUGCAAAGGCAAUCGGUUGGGAAAGUAAAAUAGGAAGUUUGACACCUGGGAAAGAAGCCGAUAUCACAGUUCUAAAAUUGAUGGAAGAUCCAAUUAUGCUGGAAGACUGCCAAUCGCAGGUUCGAGUUCUCGAUAAAGUAUUAAAACCAGUUGCUGUUUGGAAAGCAGGAGAUCUACAUAGGAUCACAGAACCCAGUCCAUUUCCGAAUCUUGAUGCCAUGAAACUGAAUUCAAGAGAAUGGGAUAAAAUUCUGAUAAAAGAUAAAAUCAGACCUGAAUUAUUGUAAAAGGAAGACACUGUUUGGAAGUUCAGCAAUUUUAAUUUUAGAUAACAAGGACUCAUUUAUUUGUAACGUUGUAAUCUCAGAACCUUCCACUUUCGGUAACUUUGAUGUUUUUACAUUUUUUCUUGAAAAUAAACAGGAACCUCAGCUCG
Ostrea edulis (European flat oyster) is the source of this 1457-nucleotide messenger RNA. Its product is annotated as deacetylase Oant_2987-like. Bases 1 to 1308 code for a protein of 435 amino acids. The record is from RefSeq and is a predicted model, not a curated record. Gene Ontology annotation, molecular function: deacetylase activity; hydrolase activity, acting on carbon-nitrogen (but not peptide) bonds. NCBI's taxonomy places the organism in Eukaryota, Metazoa, Mollusca, Bivalvia, Ostreida, Ostreidae. The transcript is spliced from 6 exons.